Messenger RNA from Enterobius vermicularis (human pinworm), 1125 nucleotides. Lineage: Eukaryota; Metazoa; Nematoda; Chromadorea; Rhabditida; Oxyuridae. The record is from the annotation of a GenBank genome assembly.
AUGUUGGGCAUUUUAUUCUUGCUUUCGUUGGUUAGCAUCACUGAUGGCUCAUUGAACAGCGCAGCUCAUUUUCCGGCUAAUUUAAACAUUCCGAAGUCGCAUAUACCUUAUUUGUUCAUGUCAAAACCGUUUAUCGACAAAUGUGAAACAGUUAAAGCUUGCAAAACAAAGUAUAUGAACGGUAUUCAGCGGUGCUGGGGAUACGAAAAAGGAUGUGUCUUCAAAAACAGUUUCUCCUCUGCGACAAUUCGAUGCGACAACGUCAGCGAAAAAGAGAGGCCUGGUAAGAUCAAGACGUUCUGGGCUGAAGGUGACUUUGCAAAGUUGAAAAGUGUUGUCAGUAGUAUUGUACCAUUAUGUACAUCUAGGAAUCAGGAUGAGUCUUUUCUGGAAUGUUCGGAACAUUUAAGGUUUUGUCGUGCCAGAAAUAUCUUUUUUCAUUUCAAGCAUCUCAACGCUAAGACGUCAAAAAGGUAUCGUAACGAUGUGAUACAUGACGGUAAUGUUGGUGGAAGGUGUGAGAAGUUUGAUCAAGACUUAUUGUCGAGAAUGGCCGAUGAGCAAAGUUAUUUGCAGAGUUGGGGCCAUGAGUUAAAAUACUUCCAGUCGUACAAGAACUUCAAAGUUGACCAUAAGCACUGUGAUGUAAUUUUUGAUCGACCAACAAUUAUCAUGAAGUUAGAUGCUUCUGUCAGUAUGUACCAUCAUUUUUGUGACUUUAUCAACCUUUAUGCAAGCCAACAUGUCAACGGCUCAUUUGAUAUGGACCUUGAUAUCGUCUGGUGGGACACAUUUGCUGGCGGUUUUGUUGACCCUCUGUUUGGUUCCACUUGGAGAGCUUUUACCAAUCGACUUCCUUAUGAGCUAAUUCAUUUCGAUGGUAAAAAAGUAUGCUUUCGGAAUGCUGUGUUACCGUUAUUAGCAAGGCAGAGAAUGGGUUUGUACUACAAUAUGCCUUUAGAAGAAGGUUGCAGUGGUAGUGGGCUUUUUGACGCAUUCUCUAAACAUCUGUUACAUCGUCUCGGUAUAAAACAAGAUACACCUCAACGUAACAAGGUCAGAAUUACAUUCCUGAGUCGCAGCACCCAAUUUCGACGUAUUGUCAAUGAAAAUGAGGUAUUUUAA